Molecule: messenger RNA, 679 nt
Organism: Tarenaya hassleriana
Lineage: Eukaryota; Viridiplantae; Streptophyta; Magnoliopsida; Brassicales; Cleomaceae
Product: 60S ribosomal protein L28-2-like
Exons: 4
Coding region: 119-562 (147 amino acids)
Biological process (GO): translation
Cellular component (GO): ribosome; cytosolic large ribosomal subunit
Molecular function (GO): structural constituent of ribosome
Source: RefSeq, a predicted model, not a curated record
AGCCGGACUACAAAAUUAGGGUUUCAGAGUCAAUCUUUAACAUAAAAGCCGCCUCCUUCGUUCUGCAGUCAACCUCGCAAGCGAGUUGAAGCCCUAGAGAAGUGUAAGGAAGGCAGCGAUGGCGACUGUUCCCGGACCAUUGAUAUGGGAGAUGGUGAAGAAGAACAACUCGUUUCUGGUGAAGCAAUUUGGAAGGGGAACUGCUGGUGUUCAGUUCAGCAAGGAGAGUAACAAUCUCUACAAUCUCAACUCCUACAAGCACUCUGGACUGGCAAACUCGAAGACGGUGUCUAUCCAAGCGGAGGGAAAAGAUGCUUCGGUGUUGCUUGCUACAACCAAGACUAAGAAACAGAACAAACCAGCUUCUGUUCUUAACAAAUCCGUUAUGAAGAAGGAAUUCCAGCGGAUGGCGAAAGCUGUCACUAACCAGGUGGCUGAUAACCAUUACAGACCAGACCUUAGGAAAGCAGCCCUCGCAAGGCUGAGCGUUGUUCAGAGGAGCAUCAAGAUUGCCAAGAGUGGUCCGAAGAAGAGGACCCGUCAGGCUGCUUCCAGGAAGUGAUUUUGAGGUUAUCGUUUCUUCGUGUUUUCAUUGUUUUGCAUUGGAGAUAUUUUUGUUUUGUUAAACAAGUCUAUGGUUUUACUCUACGGAAUGCCAAAAUUGACCUGAUGAACAACA